GCCGAUUUUGGCUUCUAUUGUCAUGAACGGCUGGCAUUAUUACUGAGCGUCGAUAAUUGCUACACUAUAAUCUAUUUAAUGCGAUAAGUUCGCAUCCCCGCUAGCCAAUGGCGACCACACCCAAGCCGCGUCGCCGGUCACCCCGAGUGUCUGAUGGCUCGGAAGCAUUGACUCCAGUAGGAGACACCACACUCACAGGGUUGCAACGUCUCCCAGUUCACACAAAAUACCCCCUCACUCCCAGCCGAUUCGCAUCCACCACCCCCUCCGCGAACCGAUACACCCCGCGAAACAGGGGCGCCGGCGCGCCAUCCACGCCGUAUCGAGUGCAGGCGCUGCAGCGACGCGCCGCGAACACGCCCGGACGCGAUCGUAGACGAAGCGGGCGGAUCCAGCGCGAGACGACAUUCGAUAUCCUCCGCAACCUGGGGAAAGCCCUUGCCCCGACGACCCAGCCUAUACAAUCUUCGCCGCAGGAGCAAGUAGAGUCUUCCCCAGAGCCAGAACCGGAGAGAGAUGAAAUCGAAGAGUUGGAUAAUGAGCCCGAAAUUGAGCGCCCUCGUUUGUCGCUGCCGCUCGAUGAGGUGGAGGAGGUAGAUGAGGAGCCGGAGAUGCACCCACCCCGGCUGUCGUUGGCGUUUGAGGAGGAAGAUAUUACGGUUGAGUAUCCUCGACGGGCUACGAGUGAGCAUGAUCGGAAUAGAUUGUCGAUGAUGAGCGUGGGCGGUCCUCGCAUGAGUGAGAUUGGGGCGGCGACUGGAUUAGAGAGUGAGAGUGAAGAUGAUACGGGGAUUGUACACGGUGAUGAUGGAGGUGAAGAUACGGUUCUCACACAAGGGGACUUUGAUGGAGGAGGUGAAACGGAAGAUCUUGGACGGUUCAACUUCGAGUUUAAUUUCCCGUCGCCGCCUGCUCCUGGCGCAGAACUGGACCAGGAUGACCCCAUCCAUGACGAUGAAGGGUUUGAGCUCUCAAUGGACAUGCCAAUGGACACUGGGGCAGGGUCUGACGAUGCCGACAGCGUGUCCAUCGCUGCUGGCGACUUUGGCAUGGAACUGCAAUCGCCGCCACCCGCUCCGGUGGCACUGAGUGAGAGCCAAAGUCCAGGUAUUGCCGGAGGAGGGUUGCGGGACGAGGACCGCUACGUCUCCGGCGCGAAACAGAAGAAGCUCUCCCGACAUGGCAUUCCCGUGCCCAACCUUCCCGUCGGGGUCGUGAAGAAGCUGGCCACCCGGUUUGCGCGGGCGCGGAACGGGUCAAAAGCCAAGAUCAGCAAGGAGACACUGGCUGCGAUUGAGCAGGCUUCGUCGUGGUACUUCGAGCAGGCGAGUGAGGAUCUGGCUGCGUAUUCCAAGCACGCGGGGCGCAAGACCAUCGACGAAAGCGAUGUGGCAACCUUGAUGCGGCGGCAACGGCAUGUUAACCAGUCGACCACGAUCUUCUCGCUGGCGCAAAAGCAUCUGCCCAAGGAGCUGUUGCAAGAUAUGAGAUUGGCAAUGCCACCAUGAUGAUACAGUAUAUAUUCCUAAAGCUACAAGUCCAAACGCCGUCCAGCAUGCGGGGACACGAGCCACUACCAGUUGCGGUUAUGGCGCACACGCCGAGUAGCCUCGUUGGGACGCUUGCGGAUGAUCAUCCACAGCAUGAUGGAGGUUGCCAGCGACAAGCCGUACC
Messenger RNA from Aspergillus costaricaensis CBS 115574, 1674 nucleotides. RefSeq lists its product as uncharacterized. NCBI's taxonomy places the organism in Eukaryota, Fungi, Ascomycota, Eurotiomycetes, Eurotiales, Aspergillaceae. The record is from RefSeq and is a predicted model, not a curated record. Gene Ontology annotation, molecular function: protein heterodimerization activity; chromatin binding. The transcript has 4 exons. Gene Ontology annotation, biological process: resolution of meiotic recombination intermediates; replication fork processing. Gene Ontology annotation, cellular component: Fanconi anaemia nuclear complex; FANCM-MHF complex. Bases 108 to 1508 code for a protein of 466 amino acids.